Messenger RNA from Lates calcarifer (barramundi perch), 2181 nucleotides. It is a transcript of the gene usp12a, whose product is annotated as ubiquitin specific peptidase 12a. Bases 228 to 1346 code for a protein of 372 amino acids. Gene Ontology annotation, cellular component: nucleus; cytosol. Gene Ontology annotation, biological process: protein deubiquitination. Lineage: Eukaryota; Metazoa; Chordata; Actinopteri; Centropomidae. The transcript has 9 exons. The record is from RefSeq and is a predicted model, not a curated record. Gene Ontology annotation, molecular function: cysteine-type endopeptidase activity; cysteine-type deubiquitinase activity.
UGUUGUCAGAAACAAAGCAAGUUGUUUUACUCAGGGUGAUAAAGCGAAGACGGAAGCAACAUGCAGUGAAUACUCUUGUUUUCUUUCUUGAGUUAUUGGACGUUCCGUCGCGAGCUCAGCAGAAUCGCCUGCCUGCCUGCCUGCCUGCCUGCCUACCUUCUCUCACGAGGGGAGCCAGCCCAGUCUUGUCAGCGCGCGGCGGUGUGGUGGAAGAUGGCGCUAGCCGAAUGGAAAUCCUAAUGACAGUCUCCAAAUUUGCCUCUUUUUGUACCAUGGGCGCCAAUGCCUCUGCUCUGGAGAAAGAGAUUGGAUCUGAGCAGUUUCCGGUAAAUGAGCACUACUUCGGCCUGGUCAAUUUUGGAAACACCUGCUACUGCAACUCGGUGCUGCAGGCUCUGUACUUCUGCCGGCCAUUCCGGGAAAAGAUUUUAGCGUACCGCAGUCAGCCUCGGCGGAAGGAGAACCUGCUCACCUGCCUGGCUGACCUUUUCCAUAGUAUCGCCAACCAGAAGAGGAAGGUGGGGGUCAUACCACCCAAGAAGUUCAUCACACGACUACGCAAGGAGAAUGAGCUGUUUGACAACUACAUGCAGCAGGAUGCCCACGAGUUCUUAAACUACCUGCUCAACACCAUUGCUGAUCUCCUACAAGAGGAGAGGAAGCAGGAGAAGACCAAUGGGCGCCUUGCCAACGGCACGUUGGACUCCCAGAACAACAACAGCAAUGCCACACCUGCUCCCACCUGGGUCCACGAGAUCUUCCAAGGCACUCUGACCAAUGAGACACGCUGCCUCACCUGUGAAACGAUAAGCAGCAAAGAUGAGGACUUUCUUGACCUUUCUGUGGAUGUAGAACAGAAUACCUCCAUCACACACUGCCUCAGAGGUUUCAGUAACACAGAGACACUGUGCAGUGAGUACAAAUACUACUGUGAAGAAUGUAGGAGCAAGCAGGAGGCACACAAGAGGAUGCGUGUAAAGAAGCUGCCAAUGAUCCUGGCUCUGCACCUGAAGCGCUUUAAGUACAUGGAGCAGCUGCAGCGCUACACCAAGCUGUCCUAUCGCGUCGUCUUCCCCCUGGAGCUCCGCCUCUUCAACACCUCUGGGGACGCCACCAAUCCUGAGAGGCUCUACGACCUGGUCGCUGUGGUGGUGCAUUGUGGGAGUGGUCCAAACAGGGGCCACUACAUCGCCAUUGUGAAAAGUCAUGACUUCUGGUUGCUGUUUGAUGAUGAUAUUGUAGAGAAAAUAGAUGCUCAGGCCAUAGAAGAAUUCUACGGUCUCACUUCUGAAAUCUCCAAGAACUCUGAGUCGGGCUACAUCCUCUUUUACCAGUCUAGAGACUAAAAGUGGAUUUCAAGUGUUUCACCGCAGAAACCAGGAGAAAUGCUCUGUUCCCUCUUCUUGGGGGGGGGGGGGGCAGCGGACCACAAACACACCGCAGCAGCCCGCAUGGUGUCACACCUGCUUGCACAGCUGUAAUCCAUACCUGUGCUUUUACACACUCGGCACUGCAGCUCAGCCAUGGAAGUCCCGCCUACGUACCAGCUCCCAUCCUGUCUUUUCCUAGCCUCCACCCCCACCCCCACCCCCCAUCCCCUUCACUCUGGCUGGACGCUGCUGCUGCUGCUGCUGCAGGGACAAUGAGACGAUAAUGAAUGAAAACUGUGUCAAGAUUGUUUUUAAAAAAAGACAUUGAAUGAGGGUUGUACAGAUGUCGGUUGAUCGUAUGAGUGGCGUAUUAGUUUUUGCCUUGGGUGUGGGGUUGAAUGGGUAUUUAAUAAUUCAUAUGAUGUAAUAUUGGCCUGGUGUCUUCAUCCCCCCACACACACACACACUCUUACUCUGCACUGGGAUUUACUGAGAGUGGAUCAUGUUUUUGAUCAUGGAUGGAAAGGAGGAUGUGUGUGUGUGUGGGGGGGGGGUGAGUGUCCCACUUACUGGGUACACUGGGUUGUGUAUUUCUACAGUGUACAGAAUGGUAUUUGUAUAAAUAUUACAAGAAGAUAAUAUUAUCAUUGGAAAAUGUUAGAUCUUGAGAAGAUGUAUUAACACUAUGGUGCACUUUUGAUACCGUUUUGUAGGUGUUGGCAAGUUUAAUGUGAGGGUUUGCUUGAAAAGGCCUGUUGUGAAGCGAUCAUUUUCUGUUUUAAAGAAAAAGAAAUAAAGCCGGUAAGAUUGA